AUGAUAUCGAAAUCAGCCAGGCGUGUUUAAAAUCAUCUCAGAGCAUAGACUACCCAAAUAUAGCUAUUUUCUACUAAGAAUGAUGAAAAUUUGACUUCAAGUAAAUCUUGGAAUGACUACAUCUUCAGUACAGUUGAAGUUGGGGUUAAAACAGCUUAAUAGUUUUAAGAGUUCUUAUUCCCACCUGAUCUAUAAAAGGAAUCAACAAAAGAAGAGAUUAUUCAGGAGAUUCAUAGAUCAAAUCAUUUAGCAAGAUACACAACUAAGUUUAUGACAGAAAAUAUUGAUUAUUAUACAAAUAUCUAUGCUAAAUCUACAGAAGACUAGAAGUUUAUUGAUGAAAUGAGAACCAAUUAAGAGAAGGACAUUAAAGAAAUUGAAAGUGAGAUGCCUUAUGCUAGAACAAGGCCCUCAAUAUUAAUACCCACAGCAAAAGUUUUUGGUAUUCUGUCUGCUACUGCGAGUGCCCUUCUUGGAACGGAGAAAACAAAUGUUUUACUCUAUUCAAUAGAAAAAGGCAUACAGGAUGAAAACGAUGAAUAGCUUAGAAUACUGAAUGAAUAAGACAUUAAGGAUGAGGAACUUAGAAAAUAAAUUAUUUAGCUGAGAGAUAGAAGUUAUGACUAAUUUGCUCAAAAUAACAAAAAAAUAGAUGUAGAAUAAAUUAAAAAGGAAAAUGGAUUAUCCUAUGCAAUCUACUAGACUGGAACUUGGGCCACUACAGCUGCAAUGAGAUUAUCAAGAAAAUUAUGA
Messenger RNA from Stylonychia lemnae, 753 nucleotides. NCBI's taxonomy places the organism in Eukaryota, Ciliophora, Spirotrichea, Sporadotrichida, Oxytrichidae. The record is from the annotation of a GenBank genome assembly.